Messenger RNA from Ilex paraguariensis (yerba mate), 201 nucleotides. Lineage: Eukaryota; Viridiplantae; Streptophyta; Magnoliopsida; Aquifoliales; Aquifoliaceae. The record is from the annotation of a GenBank genome assembly.
GUGAUGGAUGCAAAUAUAUCACCUCGGGAUCUACCAACUGCAUACCAAAAGGGUGGCUUAACAUACGAGCCUCUCGUCAAUAUCAGAGUGAUCUACAAGCCUCCUCUUAAUGUGGAGUCUGAAGAAGACAAAAUAUUCAUGAUCUUAUUUCUGAACGUAAAGAGAUUAUUUCUCCAACCAACUAGAUAUGGUAUGAGUUAA